Messenger RNA from Durio zibethinus, 1817 nucleotides. RefSeq lists its product as uncharacterized. Gene Ontology annotation, molecular function: UDP-N-acetylglucosamine-dolichyl-phosphate N-acetylglucosaminephosphotransferase activity. The record is from RefSeq and is a predicted model, not a curated record. Gene Ontology annotation, biological process: dolichol-linked oligosaccharide biosynthetic process. Lineage: Eukaryota; Viridiplantae; Streptophyta; Magnoliopsida; Malvales; Malvaceae. Gene Ontology annotation, cellular component: membrane.
ACACCAAGGCAUGAAAUUUGCUAUGGUGGCAAUAUCUGGUUGGUUCAGUGACGCCAAAAAUGAACCUAAAAGACUUAUCUCAGUCCAAUUGACGCCAGUUUCCAUGUGACAAAGAAAUAGAAUCGAUACCGAGAAAAUUCAAGGACAACAAAUUUGAGAGAAAUAAAAAAAAAAAAAAUUGCAGAGAAACAGAGCAGCAGCCAUGGCAGCUCGCAAGAGAGCUUCGGCAACGACCGCAACAGAUACAAAGCCAAGUCCUCCUCAAACCCAAACAACAACCACCCAAAUCGAGCCACCAAUCGCUCCACCAAAGAAAGGCUUAAUCUUUAAGUUCUGUUGUUUCUUUUCAAUCCCAUACUUUUACCUUCUUUUCCAACACUAUAAGAUUGAGCGAGACCUCAAGAGAUCCAUCCUUAUCAAUGCUGCCCUUAGCAUUGCCGGCUUCUUCCUUACUCAGAGAAUGAUUCCUGUUGCUUCUAGAUAUGUUCUGAAACGCGGUUUAUUUGGAUUUGAUAUUAACAAGAAGGGUACCCCUCAAGGCGCUAUCAAAGUGCCUGAGUCAUUGGGAAUUGUUGUUGGCAUUGUUUUCUUGGUCUUGGCUAUCUUGUUCCAAUAUUUUAACUUCACAGCAGAUUCAAAUUGGCUCGUUGAAUACAAUGCAGCCUUAGCAUCUAUCUGUUUCAUGAUUUUACUUGGAUUCGUAGAUGAUGUCCUGGAUGUCCCUUGGAGAGUGAAACUAUUACUGCCAUCAUUUGCUGCUCUUCCAUUGUUGAUGGCCUAUGCUGGGCACACAACUAUCAUCAUUCCAAAGCCUCUUGUUUUCUAUAUAGGACAAGAGGUGUUGGAUCUAGGAUGGGUGUACAAAUUGUAUAUGGGGCUUUUGGCAGUAUUCUGCACAAAUUCCAUUAACAUUCAUGCUGGUUUGAAUGGCCUUGAGGUUGGGCAGACAGUUGUGAUUGCAUCAGCUAUUUUGAUACAUAAUUUAAUGCAAAUUGGAGUAUCUUCAGAUCCCGAGUAUAAACAGGCUCAUGCCUUCUCUAUUUAUCUUGUUCAACCCUUACUGGCCACUUCCUUGGCUUUACUUUCUUUCAACUGGUAUCCUUCUUCAGUUUUUGUUGGGGAUACAUACACAUACUUUGCUGGAAUGACCAUGGCAGUAGUUGGGAUUCUGGGACAUUAUAGUGAAACUCUCUUGAUUUUCUUUCUUCCUCAAGUGUUGAACUUUCUCUUGUCACUUCCGCAGCUUUCUGGCUAUGUCAAAUGUCCCCGACAUCGUCUUCCAAGGUUCAAUCCUGAGACUGGACUACUUACCGGAACACAGGAUGGGACACUCGUUAACUUUUACUUGAGAAUAUUUGGGCCGAAAUCAGAAAAGUCACUCUGCAUCCACCUUCUUCUUGUUCAGGCCCUAGGAUGCUGCUUCUGUUUCAUGCUGAGGUACUUCCUUGCUGGUUGGUAUAAAUAAGGUAGCAACGUCAAAGAAGUGCAAAAUAUUUUUGCUAUAUGGGUUUGUGAUGUAGAAUAAUUUAGCCCGGGAACACAAGAGUACAUCUUUCAGCAGAGACGAAUGACCUGCAGUUGUGACAUAGUAUUACUUGCAUGAUUUUUCAUUUUUAUUGAUAUCAGUUGACAAUUUACAUUUGUGUGGAAGAGCAAUUUUUGUGUAUUUGCAUUAGUUGUUCCUAAAUUAUUAGGCUUAGUUGAUGUAGAACAUGGUACUGCCAUGUUUAAAACUGUACAUUUCUGUUAUAUUUUGUUAUGGUAAAUUCAAAAUUUGAGUGGUUGCAACCGGCAACACUUGAACGAUUAUUACUUUC